Ambispora gerdemannii is the source of this 609-nucleotide messenger RNA. The record is from the annotation of a GenBank genome assembly. NCBI's taxonomy places the organism in Eukaryota, Fungi, Glomeromycota, Glomeromycetes, Archaeosporales, Ambisporaceae.
AUGAACAAUAUUAUUAAGCAACAUGCCAGAGCAAAGCAAGCCAAAAAUAAAGAAAAAUUAGACUCUGUUAUUGAAGAAAAGAUAAAGAUCUUUAAAGAAGAAGGAACAGUUAAGUAUUUAGAUAACUCAAUAAAAGAAUGUUUAGACAAGCUUGCUUCAGCAGACAAGAUUGAUGCUUCUAAUCAUAAAUGUUGGAUUGAUACUAGAACCAAAAAAGUUAAAACCAAAGGUGAAGUAACAGGAGGAGGGGAUAAGCCUUGGCGGCAAAAAGGAACGGGACAGGCUCGACAAGGUUCAACUCGUAAUCCCCAGUGGCGACACGGGGGGGUAGCUCAUGGACCAACUGGGAGGGAAAACUAUUCACUUAACAUUAAUAAAAAGUUGAAAAAAAAAGUUCUCCAAUCUCUCUUGGGUGAAAAAAUGCGUAAUAAAGAGAUAAUCAUUAUUGAUAAGAUAGAAUUAGAAAAUUACAAAACCCAAGUAGCCGAAAACAUGCUAAAUAAUUUACCCAGGAACUGUCGCCAAGUAGCUAAGGCCGCAGUCUGCAAAACUGCUAUUCGUCGGUGCAAAUCCGACCAGUUCCUCCAAGUAAAAUCAAUUUAUGAAUAG